Molecule: messenger RNA, 1137 nt
Organism: Camelina sativa (false flax)
Lineage: Eukaryota; Viridiplantae; Streptophyta; Magnoliopsida; Brassicales; Brassicaceae
Source: RefSeq, a predicted model, not a curated record
AUGAAGAAAACAAACAUAGUGGAUCUUCCCGAGGACUUGGUAGUUGAGAUAAUCUCUAGGGUUCCAGCGGUAUCUUUGGUAGGACUGCGUUCUACAUGUAAAAGAUCAAACGCUCUGAUCAACGAUGCGAGCCUUGCUAAGAAACACUAUACUACUGCACCAAGGCACUCUCUGAUCAUCAUGUUGAUUGCUUCUAGGGUUUAUUUGGCGAGCGUCGAUCUUCAUAAUAAUCACAAUGAUACGAUUCACAACAACAAGGUAAAGAUAACAACUCAAUUUAGCCUAAACGAUCCUCUUUCUGAUUCGUUAGAAGAAGUUAAUAUAAGCAACAUCUUUCAUUGUGACGGCUUAUUGCUAUGUACCACCGUAGACAAUAGACUGGUUGUUUGGAAUCCGUGUUUACGCGAAGUUAAGUGGAUCAAACCAAGAAAGUCCUUCAAGAGACUCACUAUCUUUGCCUUCGGCAAAUCCUCAUGCAACAAGUACAAAAUCUUGAGGAUGGAUCAGUUUAAUCAUACUUGGCCAGUAUUACUUGACUACGAAAUAUAUGACUUUACCUCUAAUUCGUGGAGAGUUGUUGGUAAGAUCACUGGGGAAUGGUUCAUACCACCGAGUGCGGACCACGGCAUGUCUGUGGAUGGGAACACUUACUGGCUUGCUUGUACUAAAGACUUUACAAGUGGGGUUUUUUUACUUGGUUUUGAUUUUUUAACAGAGAGAUUUGCAAGGGUGUCUCUUCCGGGUGAUAAUCUUCCUUAUCAUAAACUUGCUUUAUCAGUGACUAGAGAAGAUCAAAAACUUUGUAUGUUAGCUACUCGGGCCAUGCAGCCAUCCAUUAGAGAUGUAUGGAUUGCAACUAAGAUUGAGAGUACUGGAGCCGCGUCAUGGAGCAAGUUCUUAUCAAUUGAUGUAGCUAAUAUCAACAAGCAUUUUUUCUUUGUUACUGGGAUGAAUUUCUUGGUCGACCAGGAGAACAAAGUUUUGGUGUGUCGCGGUGAAAAUGGGAUCUCUAACGUUUUCUUACACGUAGUGGGAGAGGACAAAUGUAUACAAGUAGAUCAUCAUGAUGCAGAAUCUAGAUGCUCACUUGUCGUCAGUUAUGUUCCAACUUUGGUUCAAAUCCAACAAGGUUCAUAG